CCCUUUCUUGCCAUUGCCUAAAGAGGAGCGCGUGGGCAGGGCCAGCCCCAAUCCCGAGACUCUUAUCUGUCGCCACAGCAACAGACCCCCACAAUCAGGACGGCGUUUUUUCGGGGGCAGGGGUGUGGGCCGGCACGUGUGGGACUUGUCCUGCUGCUCAGCAGGAAGGUUGCCCCCCCCAGGCAGUGGCAGCCGCUGGCUCACUGCGCUCGCAGCGCGCCUGUGCCUUUAAGAGUGGCCCCUCGCCGGCACCUCCUGUAGAGCAGUGGGGAGGCGGAUCGCUCCCUGCCUUUCUUCUGCCUCAGUUGCUUCAGAGAGAUUUCUGUCAACAAACCCUGCCUGACUGCCAGCGUCCAUCCACCUCGUCUCUGCCACCGCUGCGCCACCUGGGACUCCACGCUGCUCACCUGCGCUACCCUGCUGCCCCCAACUAUCUCAGAUCCCUUUCAUCAUGGAUGCCAACUUCAGCCUGAACCUGCUCCUCUGCCUCCUCUGUCUGCCCAUCCAGCUGUGCACCGGACAAGAGGCAGACUGUCCCUGCAACCUGAGCCACGGACGGUGUGAUGAAAGCGGCGUGUGCAGAUGCGAUCCGGGCUGGGAGGGACCACAGUGUGAGGACUGCGUGCGCAAGCCAGGCUGCCUCCACGGCUCCUGCCACCAGCCCUGGCAGUGCACAUGUGACAGUGGCUGGGCUGGACGUUUCUGCGACAAAGAUAUCUAUGUGUGCACUAAUGAGAAGCCCUGUCAGAAUGGAGGCACAUGUUUCACCGAUGACAUGGGGGAGUAUGCCUGCUUCUGUCCUGAGGGCUUUUGGGGCAGGAACUGUGAGCUGAAGAUGGGCCCAUGUGAGAAGACCAGGUCUCCCUGUAAGAACGGCGGCUUGUGCGAAGAUGACCGAGGAUAUGCCUCCCAACUCGCGUGCCGUUGCCUAGCAGGCUUCUCGGGGCCCCGCUGUGAGUUGGAUGUGGACGACUGUGUACUGCAGCCCUGUGCCAAUGGUGCCACCUGCCUGGAUGGCGUGAACCGAUUCUCGUGCCUGUGCCCCCCCGGUUACACCGGUCGUUUUUGCACCGUCAAUGUGGACGACUGCGCCAGCCGGCCCUGUGCCAACAGGGGUCGCUGCCUGGACCGAGUUGCCACUUUCCACUGUCACUGCCCCCCAGGUUUUGCAGGCAAGACUUGCGAGAUACCCCUGCAUAAUCUCAAUGCUGAGGCCAACACACCCAGCUGGACCUCCCGCGGGUGGGCCGGGACUGAGGGUGGGGUGACCUCACCCAGGCCCCACCUCACCGCCGCCAGCAACGCCUCCAACUGGGCCACGGCUGGCGGUGGCGAGCGACUGCUGAAGAUUUCGGUGAAGGAAGUGGUGACCCAAAGGGGUGUGGCUCUCACAGAGGUGCAGCUCAUCACCUUGCUGGUGCUGGGGGGCAUGACUGUGGCAGUGGUGGGCAUGACGGUCGUCCUGGUGCUCAGGGGCCACUGGAGGGACCGCUCGGCCCGCUACAGCCCGCCCCCUGGCCGCCUUAUGCCCACAGAGCGGGAGUGUAACAUCAGCUUCCUGCACAGCCCAACGCCACGGCUGGAGAAGAAACAGCUAAACACAGACGUGAUUUAGCCCCGAUGCAGCCGGCAAGCCACCUCCUACAAAUGCUUAUGGUCCUCUCGCCAGAGAAGACAAACAGGCUUUAGGGACACUACUAUAUGAUCCAGAUGGCUGCAGGUAGCAUGCUGGUACAAGCCCCAGUGCGGGAACCUGCUGUUGUACCACUGAGCAGGAUACUUAAUCUAACAUGCUCUAGUAAAACGUCCAGGUAUGCAAAUGACUGCUUUGGUUGAAAGUGUUGGCCAGACAGCGAAAUAAUGAUAUCAAUGGUAAAAAUAAUGGCCAUGCCCUCACCUGCACCAGGCCCACCCUUCUUGAUUGAUGGAGGGGGGAGUACAAUGGCAAAAAAAAACGUUGUUUAUGCUUCUGCAUAAGAGAAAUGGGGACAGUUGGAGGUGAAACUCCCUAAAAUUAGGAGCAGGACCCCAAAAGUGCUAGAGAUUCAGGAAAAUGCAUGAAUCAAAAUAUGAAAAUGUCUUUCUUUACAAGUUAUUAAAAAAAAUAUAUAGAGAGAGAGCAAGCUGAAUGUGAGUUUGGUCUCCUUAGAUGGGACAUGGUGACUGCACUUCAUUUCAGAAGCAAUUCCAGGACAGCGUGUGAUUAAGCAGGGACUGCAAAGCCAUGCCGAUUAAAAACAAGUUUCUCUGCUGUCACAGGCAAGCCAGUAACCUCAUUAAAAAGACAGUAAUGUGCGCUUCACCAAUUAUAUCCACGGUCUGUCAAAUAUCCAAAUUGCUAAACAGGACCAGAGGAAGCAGCAGCAGAAAGUUAACAGCUAGUCCACGGUUUAGGGUUAAAAGCUUCCAGAAAAAAAAGUUGCCAGCUGCAAGAUUUAUUAUGUAUAUUAGUUGGUAGCUAAAGACAUUUUGUACUUAUAUUUCAGGUUUAUAAAUAGACCCCAUCGUAUGAAUCCAGACAAUUUAUAUGUAUAUAUAUAUAUUUUUACCAGCGGUUUAUAUAUUCUUGUCUUGUGAAUUAUUUAAUGAAUUCAUUCAUGUUUUAUACAGCCAUUAAUGGAGAUGAGGACUGAUUGCACUUGUGGUGUGAUCCACCUCUGCCUCUGCAGACAGACCGAUGGCAAUUAAGUAUGAAAGAGUGUGGGGGGUAUUUGAAGGGUGGGUCACAUGUCAAUCUGCAUGUCUGCAAUCGUCCACACUCCCGUUGUAGAUUUGCUAUGUCAUAUUUAAAUCUGUAAAUGUAAUUUAUUGGUGUAAUUUAUUUGUGAGACUUGUGAGUAUACUGCAGUGUGUCCUAUUUUUGAUACCGAAUGUGUUCAUUAAAACUGUGAACUGUG
Brienomyrus brachyistius is the source of this 2897-nucleotide messenger RNA. RefSeq names its product delta-like 2 homolog (Drosophila) (gene dlk2). Gene Ontology annotation, cellular component: plasma membrane; protein-containing complex. The transcript is spliced from 6 exons. Gene Ontology annotation, biological process: establishment or maintenance of epithelial cell apical/basal polarity; heterophilic cell-cell adhesion. The record is from RefSeq and is a predicted model, not a curated record. Lineage: Eukaryota; Metazoa; Chordata; Actinopteri; Osteoglossiformes; Mormyridae. Gene Ontology annotation, molecular function: calcium ion binding. The coding region runs from base 452 to 1615 and encodes 387 amino acids.